CACCAACUUCAGAAAAGUAAGUGCUUGUGUGAAUCCAACAACGUAGCUCUCUCCCCCUCUUUUGUUGCGGCCGAGUUAAGCUCAGGUAUGGUGAAUCGUGAUCAAACGUCCAUCCCAUCUCCUUUAUCAUCGGUAGCCCCUUAUCAAAAGCGGAUAGCUAUUCCUGCUUAUGCAUUCAAUACGAUUAUUCCCCCUCUGAUGGACAUGGCUCCUGAUGUUAUUAAAAAUGCUCCCUGCUUGUGUUUCUGCCUCUUUGUGUCAGGAACAAGCUAUGGAUCAUGUGUCGGAAGAUCAGGUGAUCCAAUUUUCCAUUGACGAGGUGCAAUCCACGAAAUUCCGUGCAACACGCACACUAUUGGGGAGACUGCUCACUACUGAUCAAAUCGCGAUCUUGGAGCUGCGAGAUGUACUAAUCGAUGCUUGGCAAAUCAAAGGGCGGGUAAAAGUUUCUAAGGCCAGCCAUGAUUUGUUCAAAAUCAUGUUACCUAACGAAGAGGCAAAGAAAUGGUCUUUAAAGCGCACUCCAUGGGUCAUCAAAGACAAGCUCCUCAGCCUUCGAUCCUGGACGCCCUCGAUUUCUCGUCAAAUCUUUGAGGAACUAUUCGUAUCGCCUUUUCGCAUCCAACUCUGGGGUGUGAAAGAUGAUUGUUGCACCAAGCUCUUUGGGCGCAAAAUAGUGGCCUCGGCUAUUGGUCAGGUUUUGGAAUCAUAGGUUUUCGCCUGCAAAGAAACAGGGGAGCGCUUUAUUAAAGUGCGUACUGUUAU
This is a messenger RNA of Linum trigynum, 765 nucleotides long. Lineage: Eukaryota; Viridiplantae; Streptophyta; Magnoliopsida; Malpighiales; Linaceae. The record is from the annotation of a GenBank genome assembly.